AUGGAAGCUCAACUGCCUAAACACAUAGUCAUGGUGCCAUUCAUGGCGCAAGGUCAUCUGAUACCCUUUUUGGAAUUAGCCCACCGAAUCCUUAACCACAAUCCCAUCUUCACCAUCACCAUCGUCAACAGCCCUCUUAACAUCAACUACCUCCGCUCAGCCAUCGCCAACGGCCCUUCUCCGCCCCACCAAAUCCACCUUAAAUCUCUCCCUUUCAACAGCUCCGACCACGGCCUCCCUCCCAACUCUGAAAACACCGAUGGCCUACCCAUCACCCAAAUCAUCAAACUGUUCCACGCUUCCACAGCCCUUGAAACGCCGCUACGUGGGUUCAUCUCCGAUGUCAUUUCCGACGAAGGAAGUCCGCCGGUAUGUAUAAUCUCGGACGUGUUCAUGGGUUGGGCUAAUGAGGUAGCAAAGUCUUUUGGUACUGUUAAUUACUCAUUCACCACCGGCGGCGCGUACGGCUCAGCCGCAUACAGUUCCAUCUGGAUGAAUCUUCCUCACCGGAACCUCGCAAAUGGCGGAACCCACGACGAAUUUCCGGUGCCUGGGUUCCCGGAAUCUUGCCGGUUUUCAAUCACGCAGCUACAUAGUUAUCUUAUAGCUGCUGAUGGUAAAGAUGAAUGGUCUACAUUCUUCCAACCUCAAAUCUCUCUUUCACUCAAAUCAAAAGGUUGGUUGUGUAACACAGUUGAAGAGAUAGAGAACAUGGGAUGUGAGACCUUGCGAAAUUACAUAAAACUCCCUGUUUGGUGUAUUGGCCCACUCCUCCCACAAAAGAUGUUGAAAACCAAUCCGGGUUCGGGUAUUGUCGGUCGAAGAUCCGGAAAACAACCUGUUAUCCGACCCGAAGAAUGCAUUGAAUGGUUAGACUCUCACCCUCAAGAUUCGGUGCUUUACAUUUCAUUUGGAUCUCAAAACACAAUAAGUGAAACCCAAAUGAUGGAAUUAGCAAAAGGGCUUGAAGAGAGCAAGAAGCCUUUUAUUUGGGUAAUUAGGCCACCAAUCGGGUUUGAUCUCAAAGGGGAGUUCAAACCCGAAUGGUUGCCUUUGGGUUUUGAGGAUAGAAUUGGGAAACAAGGAUUGAUGGUGCAUGGUUGGGCACCACAGUUGGAGAUACUUUGCCACCCAUCAACGGGAGCUUUCUUGAGCCAUUGUGGGUGGAAUUCGGUGAUGGAGAGUCUCAGCCAAGGGGUUCCGAUUAUUGGGUGGCCGUUGGCGGCAGAACAAGGGUAUAAUGCCAAGAUGUUGGUGGAGGAGAUGGGUGUUUGUGUGGUGUUGACAAGAGGGGUGCAUGGGAGGAUUGUGAAAGAGAAGGUGAAGAAUGUUAUAGAGAUGGUGUUGGAUAAAAGUGAAGAGCGAAAAGGGAAUGAUAUGAGAAGAAAAGCAAGUGAAGUUGGGAGAUUGAUAAGAGCAAGUGUUGAUGGUUCUUCUUACAAAGCAAUGGAUGAGUUUUUGUCAACCAUUCUUUAA
Molecule: messenger RNA, 1476 nt
Organism: Lactuca saligna
Lineage: Eukaryota; Viridiplantae; Streptophyta; Magnoliopsida; Asterales; Asteraceae
Source: the annotation of a GenBank genome assembly